AUGGCUGUCCAUUCCUUCCGCCGCCGGAGCGUGGCCGUCCGUUUGACUUUCGCUUGUUUCAUAUAUCUUCAAUGCGCAGCGGCGAUUACUGGCUCUGUCUACCAGUUAGACUCGGAAUACUCCGGCGCGAACUUCUUCCAGGGAUGGGACUUCUUCACGGGUGGCGAUCCCACUGGAGGCUUCGUAACAUAUUAUAGCCAAAGCUCUGCCCAGCUCACAGGCUUGAUCAACGCGAGCGACACCUCACCCGUCUACAUCGGUUCCGAUCACAACACUUUGAUUGGCUCGACGCAAGCUGCGGGCAGGCCCAGCGUAAGAAUCUCCACGAAGAGGUCAUGGACACAUGGGUUAUUCAUUGGAGACUUUGAUCAUGCACCCGGAGGCAUCUGUGGCACUUGGCCAGCCUUCUGGACAUUAGGGCCGAACUGGCCAAACAAUGGCGAGAUUGACAUCAUGGAAGGGGUGAACCAGGCCACUUACAAUGCGGCGACGUUGCAUUCGAGCCCAGUCUGCUCAAUAGCAGGGGACAGCAGAACCAUGACUGGUCAGGUGUCCAACAACGAUUGCGCAUACUACGUUAGUACAUCGCGACAUCCCGGUUACAAUGUCGGGUGCGGCGUACGGGAUAAUCUGACGACGAGCUUUGGUUCCGGUUUCAAUGCGGUGGGGGGCGGUGUGUAUGCUAUGCAUUGGACAUCAGACUACAUCCGUGUUUGGUCCUUCCCAAGGGAUACGAUCCCUGCCGACAUUACCAACAAGACACCUAAUCCUUCUUCCUGGGGUCUGCCAGCUGCAAAUCUGCAAGGCUCCUGCAUCAUCGACCAGCAUUUCCAGGGCCACAAGGUCAUAUUAAACAAUGCCUUCUGCGGAGAAUAUGCGGGCGCCGCGAGCGUGUGGAACUCGACCACGAAUUCCUGCGCCGCGUCGACCGGGUAUUCUGAGUGCAAAGCAUAUGUCGCGGGUGUACCUGGGGCCUUCCAGAAUGCGUGA
This is a messenger RNA of Cladophialophora yegresii CBS 114405, 990 nucleotides long. RefSeq lists its product as uncharacterized. Gene Ontology annotation, biological process: glucan catabolic process. Gene Ontology annotation, molecular function: hydrolase activity, hydrolyzing O-glycosyl compounds. Lineage: Eukaryota; Fungi; Ascomycota; Eurotiomycetes; Chaetothyriales; Herpotrichiellaceae. The record is from RefSeq and is a predicted model, not a curated record. Bases 1 to 990 code for a protein of 329 amino acids. The transcript has 6 exons.